AUGUCUAUCAUGUCUUUCAAUACAGAUCAUAUUGAUAAGAAGUUGGAUAAUCUCACUUUGGAUUCUUCUAGCAACUCCAACAAUAGCAGCAACAACGUACAGGCAUCUGUAUCUAGCCAGAAUCCUGUCUCUGCUGCACAAACCACAGCAGAGUGGUUCUCCUUUGACGGCCAAUACAUACCGCCGCAGCCCCAGCGUUUCAAGCAGCCGAAAAAGUCGCUUCUUCUGAGUUCUUUGGCCGGCGAACGUAAUCAUAGCUCUUCCAGCGGGUUGAGCCAGCCGAUUACUGUAAACUAUAAUGCGACCAGUAACCACGUAAAUCAAGACAGAUCUGCUUAUUUCAGCUUUGAUGAAUCUGCUGACGUAACGCUGGCAGAUUCCACGGCAAUUGAGAUACCGAGUGGUAGAUAUACCGAUGAACAUCCUGAGCCAGAGCUUUUGGCCAGCUCUGUAGGCAAGGAAAUCGAUGGCAGAUUGAUCCCGUCGUCUUCUGCGAUUUCGCUUCUUUCUCUAAACUCACAUCAACUUCCUUCCAUGCAUCCGAACCCCAUUUACCACUCUUACAGUACAGAGUUGCCAGAAAAAGUGGUUUCUCCCAAAUUUCCACAGCUGGCCCAGUUGCAGAACCACAACCAGAAUCUGCCCCAAAUUCAGAAUGUUACUGCUUUCACGGAUCGUAAAAACUCGUUCACUAAUAUAAGAAGCAGGAACUCAAUUACCCAUUUGAGCCAGCAAAGGUUACAACCUUACCAGAGGUUUACUUCUCCGCCUCCAGUGUUACAGCAGCAGAGUUCCGCUUCUUUGGCGCAACAGUUGCAUCAGCCACAACCUCAGAAUGGGUUUUCUACUGACUUCUCGAUGAGCCACGCUACCGCACAAAGCAUUCCUAUUGCCAGUGGAAACAAAACAGAACCUGAUUCGCCGAAUCUAGAUCCCGUUUCAAUCGGAGGGUCUCCAUCUCAUUUCUGGCUCUCUUCACAAACGCCUCCCCGCUCUUUAGCCAGUUCAUAUAAUCGCAACAGCCGCACCCAUUUGUACCAGAUGCAAAACCAGCAACAGCCACAAGCAAAUCAACAUCAGCAACAACAACACCAACACCAAUCACAGCACCAGUAUCCACAAUCACAUCAAUCUCAAUCGCAUCAACCUCUUUCACAGCCUUCACAGCAGCCAAUGUACAUUCCUUUGAACAACAUCAACAAUUACACUACAGCCACACCUAAACAGGUUCACCAGGGUGACAAUUCGCCAGUGAUAGAACCUGUACAGACCCCCUCAGAGGAGAUGCCCAUGACGCCGUUGUUCUUGAACAAAUUGUCAGGAUCAACAGCAACUACAGCUCAUCACAGCGAUUCUUAUUUUGGUGAAUUUGCUUCUAGUAAUAUAGAGGGAAGAGCUGUUUCUAUUAUAGACGAGAAAGAAAGUGAAGAUGAAGAUGAAGAUGACGAGAGCUAUAAGCGAAACGAGGAUUACGAAAUGAACAGCUGACUCACAUCAAAUACAGCACAAUAGUAUAAUAGAAUAGGUAUAGGUAUUGGUCAAUAUAGUAUCACAGGGUAG
This is a messenger RNA of Scheffersomyces stipitis CBS 6054, 1560 nucleotides long. RefSeq lists its product as uncharacterized. The transcript has a single exon. NCBI's taxonomy places the organism in Eukaryota, Fungi, Ascomycota, Pichiomycetes, Serinales, Debaryomycetaceae. The record is from RefSeq and is a predicted model, not a curated record. Bases 1 to 1488 code for a protein of 495 amino acids.